AAAAAAGAAAGCAAAAAAAAAAAAACAAUUAAUUUUUUAGUGAGAAACUUUAGAGAAAUAGGAAGAGCAAAGAAAAUAAUAAUAAAUAAAGGGAAAGUGAGGAAUUUCACCCUUCUUUUCAAAGUAACAAAUAAAAUAUACAUAGUCCCCGUCAACUAACUUUUUUUUGGUUUUAAUUAUUUAUUUUUAAUUUCAUUUACUCCUUUCUUUCCAUUGAUAGUUUGUAUUUGUUCAUUCAUCGUUUAAUCAUAUCAAAUAGCUAAUAAUCAAAUAUGAGAGUAACUCAUACCAUAUUAAAUUUAUUCUUCUUAGCUGGAGCUAUAUUAUUGUUAAUCUUAACUGUAUUAGCUGGGUCCACCACAAGUUUCCCAUUAGAUAAGUUCUUUUGGUUAGAAGCUGAUACUUCUCAUAUUCCAAAUGCUCCUCAAAACGCUGCUUGGACUUUCUGGGGGGUUUGUGAACAUGGUGAUUAUAGUCAAUGUACUUUAGGUCCUGCUUAUCCAAUUUCUCCAGUUGAUAACUUUAAUACUGAAGUUGGUGUUCCUCAAUCAUUUAUUAGUAACAGAGAUCUUUACUAUUAUUUAACUCGUUUCUCAUUUGCUUUUACCAUUGUUGCUUUAUGUUUCGCUGGUUUAGCUUUUGUUAUUGAUAUUGCUGGUUUAUGUUUCCUUGUUAUUGAUAAAGUUGUUAUUUUCUUAGUCACCAUUGGUUUAUUCUUCCUUUUUGCUUUUGCUGCUUUCCAAACUGCUGCUGUUAUCUUGGCUAGAAAUGCUUUCCAUAGUGCUGGUUUAUCUGCCACUGUUGGUUUAAAAUCAAUGGCCAUCUUAUGGGCUGCUGUAGCUUGUUUAGGUUUAGUUUGGUUAAACACUUUUGCUUCCAACAUUGCUACUUCUUAUAGAAAACAUGCUACUAACGUUCAAAACGCUAAAGCUGCUGAUGCUGGUAUUUUACCACCUCCAGGUGCUCCAUUGGGUGAUGAAUCUUCAUUCACUAGAGCUACUGCUCCAGUUAGUGAAGAUGCUGCUAAAGAAGAAGAUAACUCUGGUGGUAUUAGAUUCUUUAAAAUCAAAAGAAAUCACAAGACAUCUGAUGAAGAAAGUGUUUAAAUCAAGUUAAUAAUUUGAUUCAUUCCCAUACUUUAUUUAUCCAUCAAUUUCUCCUUUUUUAGACACUUUUAAGUUGUUAAUUCUCCCACCUCAAUAUAAGGCCGUUAUCCAUAUAUUGUUUCUGUAAGUUUGAAUUUCCAUCCAACCAACUAAUCAUUCAAUAAUCAAUCAGUCAAUCCAAUAAUCCAUUCAUCCAUCCAUCCAUCCAUCCAUCCAUCCAUCCAUCUAACAGAUUAUCCAAUCAAACUACUUACCUACCAUACCUUUUUUUUUAUCUUAAUUACCCAUUAUCUUUUGACUUUCUAAAAUCGUUAUUAUUAUUAUAAUCCAAGUAUUAUUAUUAUUAUUAUUCUUUAUUAUUAUUCCUAUUCUUUUCUUGUUUUAAUCACUAUUUUUGUGUUCCCACCCAAUAUUUGAUAAUCCAUUUAAUAUUGAUUAUUUACAUAUUUUAAAUACAUAAAUAAACAAAGUAUAUCCUGAACUUUUCGA
Scheffersomyces coipomensis is the source of this 1595-nucleotide messenger RNA. It is a transcript of the gene SUR7, whose product is annotated as Sur7p. The record is from RefSeq and is a predicted model, not a curated record. Bases 273 to 1106 code for a protein of 277 amino acids. Gene Ontology annotation, cellular component: cell cortex; membrane raft; plasma membrane. The transcript has a single exon. Gene Ontology annotation, biological process: septin cytoskeleton organization; fungal-type cell wall organization; cortical actin cytoskeleton organization. NCBI's taxonomy places the organism in Eukaryota, Fungi, Ascomycota, Pichiomycetes, Serinales, Debaryomycetaceae.